Messenger RNA from Aspergillus aculeatus ATCC 16872, 192 nucleotides. RefSeq lists its product as uncharacterized. The coding region runs from base 1 to 192 and encodes 63 amino acids. NCBI's taxonomy places the organism in Eukaryota, Fungi, Ascomycota, Eurotiomycetes, Eurotiales, Aspergillaceae. The record is from RefSeq and is a predicted model, not a curated record. The transcript has 3 exons.
AUGCGUUUCCUCGCUGUCGUCGCCCUCCUCGCCUCGUUGACGGCCGCCCGUCCCGCGGAGAAUGGGAUGUUCAAUAUCGAGCUCUCGUGCAUUGGGCUGAACGACAGAGCGUGCGUUGCUAACGCGACGAGCGGCAUGGGAUGCUGCGUUCCCUUGUAUUGCGGGGCUGAUCAUCGGUGCCACCGUCCUUGA